ACAAUAUUACUGAAAGUGUGAGGGCCCCUUGAAGCUAGAUUCUUAAUCUCGUUGGUCUGGAUUUUCCAGUGAGCUAAAUUAAAAUUUAGUAUUGAGAUCACUGGAAUUUUCGUAGAACGAAUAUCUUUGACGAACUUUAGUUUGUGUUGUAUUUAUGUUUACAAAGUUCACGUGGUGAAAACAUAACUUGUUUUACUUUCAUCUGGAAGCAGGAAAGGUGCAUAUUAUGAAAAUUCUUCAUUUUUGAAAGUGAAGCUUCACAAAGGAAUGACUGGAAUGAAAGUGGAGGGAAGGGAAGGAACUGAGAACCCCAUGAACACUGAUGAUAAUGUAGUGACGAAUUCCUAUAAACUACUUGAUGAAGUUGCUGUUUCCUUGGAACAGAAGUGUAUUCUCCAUAUUUGUGGCCAAAGGUCCGGAAAAUCGGUGGCACUCGGUCUCUCAGACUACUCACUAGCAUUGUAUGAUGUCUGUAAUCUGCACCGUGUUUGUAGUUUCCCUGCUCAUACAAGCACAAUUACAGAUGUAAAAUUUUCAUCAAAGAAUGAGCACUUGCUUUACUCAUCAUCACUAGAUGGCACUGUAAAAGUUCAUGAUCUUCGAAGCAAGACCUGUGUUGCUGAAUUGAAAGAUGAUUCAGAAGGUCCAUCAAUGUUAAAACCAAUAUCAAGCUUUGAUUUCUCAUCUGAUGAGAAUUUUGGAAGUGCAGGAACAGAGUUGUUUGAUGGAGAUGCGUUUGUGCUGUUCUGGGAUAUUCGUACAUCUAAAUUACUUGGUGGUUACUGGGAGUCACAUACAGAUGAUAUAACUCAGGUCCGAUUUCAUCCAGAAGAAAAAAACAAAUUAGCAACAGGCUCUGUUGAUGGUAUUAUAAAUGUAUUUGAUAUCAGUAAACAGUGUGAAGAUGACGCCCUUGAAUACUGUCUCAACACAGAGUCAUCUAUCGACAAACUACACUGGUUUAGAGGCAUGGAUAGUACCUUUAAUAUAUCAUGUAUAACUCAUACAGAAGAACUGCAGCUGUGGGAAAUUGAUGGUGCUUCUCCUUUCGCACACUUUACGAGAGAAGAUAUUGCAGGUAUUUUGAAGGAUGACACUGUUGACAACACAUAUUUGGUCAACUCACACAACCAAGAAGAUGGUGGUCUCUUAAUAAUUGCAGGAUACUCUUCACUAAAAAGACAGGAUCUAUCAGCAUUUUCACUAAAGAAGCCUGAUAUGACUUCAGUGUAUAGCGUUUCAAGCAUGAAUGGAAACAAGCAAGAGGUUCGUGGUAGUUGGUAUAAUGCAAAGGAUCAAGUUUUAUUAACGGGCGGAGAAGGUGGUUUCCUUAGUUUGUGGACACGUGACGAUGAAUCUAAUACUGGCCAUCAAACAAAGCAUUUUAAAAUGAAACACAAGAGCAAGUCAAAGCCAUAUCAACGUGAGUAGAAUGCCUGAAAGAAAAGCAAUUUAAUAUAUUUAAAAAAAAGACUGUUUUUAUUUGUUUAAUCCUAGCUGUCAAAUCCUGACAAAAACAGCUCUGCUUGACAGUUUCUAAUUUUAUGCAAGAUGUACAGAUUAUGUAAUUGAAUUAUAAAUA
This is a messenger RNA of Schistocerca cancellata (South American locust), 1582 nucleotides long. Its product is annotated as WD repeat-containing protein 89. Gene Ontology annotation, molecular function: protein binding. The record is from RefSeq and is a predicted model, not a curated record. The coding region runs from base 268 to 1431 and encodes 387 amino acids. Lineage: Eukaryota; Metazoa; Arthropoda; Insecta; Orthoptera; Acrididae. The transcript is spliced from 12 exons.